AUGAAACUUGAACAUGAACAUUACCUUCAACCCAGGCCCGCUAAGCCAGAAUACCCAUCAGUCAACCACAACAUCACGGGAUUCUACAACACUAACGCCAACCAGGAAAUCAAGAAACCUGGAAGUUCACCACUCUAUUUCCUCAUUCAUUUAAUGGGGUGUGAUCAUUCCCCGAAUGGUUCUGUGGGAGUCGAGUUCCGUUUAAAAGAUGCGCAGGGAGGAAGUUUUCUCAAAUUUUUCAAGGGUGUGAAGGUGAACAUAUCUACUGGUAAAGACACAUUUACAGACAUGGAGAGCAAGCUGAUGUUUUUGGUGGUUUGUGUGAUUGGUUGUGCAGUGUCUUGCAUUAAGGCUGAUGGGCACCUAUCAACGCCAACAAAUUUAACCUCCAACAUCACCGGCAAUGAGUGUGGAAAAACCAAACUAUGUUUGGACAACCCUAAAGGAUGUGACCCUUCAGGCAGCUCUCAGUGUUUCUUCACCUCGGUACAGAUUAACUUAACCACCCUCAAUCUAAAGGUUGAGCUCAGUGGCAACUCCAGCGGUUACAUUGCUUUAGCAGCUGGAGUGACAUCUAGUGUGGUUCAGGGCCUCAAUAUCAUCUUUGUCUGUGGCAAUAAUAAUGGCAGGUUCUUCUUCCGGACUGCAACACUCUUAAAUAAUACACUGCUGACAACAAAUGUACCCAAUGUAAACAAUAUCCAGGGUUCGAUACAACCAAGCUUGAUUCAGUGUGUUUUCAGCAUCCCCAUUGAUGCAAACACUAUCAACUUCCUAAACAAUGUCAAUGUCACAAAUGUCAACAUUAGCAACAUUGCUAAUUCCCAGCUGAAUGUUUUCCUUGACGUCUUGCAGGGUUCAACCAAUG
Molecule: messenger RNA, 868 nt
Organism: Sinocyclocheilus grahami
Lineage: Eukaryota; Metazoa; Chordata; Actinopteri; Cypriniformes; Cyprinidae
Exons: 6
Biological process (GO): regulation of postsynaptic membrane neurotransmitter receptor levels; regulation of glutamate receptor signaling pathway
Source: RefSeq, a predicted model, not a curated record